GGCACAUGGAGGUGGAGAUGGACACGGACACGGGGCGGGAUGAGGAGAUGCCCGCCCUGUCCGACGGCGAGGAGCCCUGGGAGGAGGACGAGGAGGAGGAGGAAGAAGAAGAAGGCGCUGCCGUGGGGCAGAGGACGCGCUGCCUCUUCUGCGAUGGGUGGUUCACUUCUGCUGAAGUUGUGUUCUCCCACUGCAAAACAGAGCACGAGUUUAACGUUAGUGAUGUGAUCCAGAAACAUGGACUCGAUUUCUAUGGAUACAUUAAACUAAUAAACUUCAUCAGAUUAAAGAAACCAACAGGAGCCUAUUUGAGUUCUCUCAGCAGUCCACUGCCUUGGGAAGGAGAGGAAUAUCUGAAACCAGAACUAGAAGAUGAUCUCCUCCUUCAGUUUGAUAUAGAAGAUCUUUGUGGACCUGCAAACGCUGUGCCCUGUAAUGGUUUCAGUGAUACCACGGCGCUCCUUGAACAGUUAAAACACGCGGAACGCAGAGCGAGAGCCGCAGAGGCAGCCUUGGCUAGAGCCCAGGAGGAUCUUCAGAAAAUGAAACAAUUUGCCCAGGAUUUUGUGAUGAACACAGAUGUCAGGAGCAGCUCGUCGUCCAGUGCCAUUGCAGACCUUCAGGAGGAUGAGGAUGGUGUUUACUUCAGCUCCUAUGGACAUUAUGGGAUACACGAGGAGAUGCUAAAGGAUAAGGUGCGUACAGAAAGCUAUCGUGACUUCAUCUAUCAAAACCCACACAUCUUCAAGGACAAGGUGGUUUUGGAUGUUGGCUGUGGAACUGGAAUUCUCUCCAUGUUUGCCGCCAAAGCAGGCGCGAAGAAAGUGAUCGGAGUUGACCAAUCUGAAAUCAUCUAUCAGGCCAUGGACAUCAUUAGAUUAAAUAAACUUGAAGAUAUUAUUACAUUAGUCAAAGGAAGAAUUGAAGAAGUAGAUCUGCCUUUGGACAAAGUGGAUGUAAUUAUAUCUGAAUGGAUGGGUUAUUUCCUUCUCUUCGAGUCAAUGCUGGAUUCUGUCAUCUAUGCAAAGGACAAGUACCUGGCAGAGGGAGGCUCAGUUUAUCCUGACAUUUGCACCACUAGUCUGGUGGCUGUUGGGGAUAUGAAUAAACAUGUGGACAGGCUACUUUUCUGGGAAGAUGUAUAUGGCUUCGACAUGUCUUGCAUGAAGAAAGCCGUCCUUCCUGAAGCUGUCGUGGAGGUGCUGGAUCCAAACACACUGAUAUCUGCAGCCAGUGUCAUUAAGCACAUCGACUGUAACACUGCAUCCACUCCAGACUUGGAAUUCUCUUCAGAUUUCAGCCUGAGCAUUACAAUGAGCACAAAGUGCACGGCAGUUGCUGGUUACUUUGAUAUAUUUUUUGAGAAGAACUGUCAGAACAAGGUCUCGUUUUCAACUGGUCCCCAGUGUACCAAAACACACUGGAAACAGACUGUUUUUCUCCUGGAGAAACCAAUUCCUGUAGAAGCAGGGGAGGCCCUGAGAGGGAAGAUCACAGUCCGCAAAAACAGAAAGGAUCCCCGGUCCCUCUUCAUAACCCUUUCAGUGAAGGACACGCAGCAGACCUACAGCCUCCAGUGAACACCCUGGGCACGUAACUCUGGGAGGUGUUAAAGUCAAAUAACUGUUUUUAAAUGGCAAGCUCUUGGAUUUGUGUGUGUGUGUGUGUGCAUGCACACGCACAGGGAUGUGAAAAACUCGCCUGGACUUCAGAGAGCACUGUUUGGAUGCUUUUUCCUGAUUCUGCUGCUUCACUUCUGCGAGGAAGGCAAAGAAAGAUGGGUUUGGGUUACGCGAGACUGCUGGGUGAGAAAAAUGAGUGUGAAGUCUUGCUGUGAGGAACAAUAAAUAUGAUCUCUCAAUAUUGUCUUAUUCUUCCGCUGGUAAAAUCCUUGCAUGGUAUUUUUUUUUAUGAAAGAAGAAGCUAAAUCAUGUGCCAGUGCACCUCAGCAGUAUCAGGAAAAUCCUAAUGGGACUAAUUUUGGAAUUCCAGCUGCAGGAUUGCAGCACCAAAGACCGUAUUUUUAUUACACUUCUGGAAUUAAAAAGUUGUACGCAGUUACAUUUAUCUAAAUAAAUGAACCCAGUAUGAUAUCGAA
Molecule: messenger RNA, 2098 nt
Organism: Myiozetetes cayanensis
Lineage: Eukaryota; Metazoa; Chordata; Aves; Passeriformes; Tyrannidae
Gene: PRMT3
Product: protein arginine methyltransferase 3
Exons: 15
Coding region: 6-1580 (524 amino acids)
Biological process (GO): peptidyl-arginine methylation
Cellular component (GO): nucleus
Molecular function (GO): protein-arginine N-methyltransferase activity
Source: RefSeq, a predicted model, not a curated record